This is a messenger RNA of Apus apus (common swift), 1334 nucleotides long. Its product is annotated as fibrinogen-like protein 1-like protein. The record is from RefSeq and is a predicted model, not a curated record. NCBI's taxonomy places the organism in Eukaryota, Metazoa, Chordata, Aves, Apodiformes, Apodidae. The coding region runs from base 1 to 849 and encodes 282 amino acids. The transcript is spliced from 2 exons.
AUGCUGUUGAUAAUCUCAGCAGGAUUUAUUCUGUUCUUCCUCUCUCAUUGCAUGGUGUCAGUGAGCACCAAAGAGGCAGUGGCCUUGGCUAACGCCCACCUUCUCCCCCAAAGAGGCUAUGAGAGACUGAGUAACAUCAAUGAAAAAGACUAUCCAAGGGAUUGUUUUGAGAUUUUUCAGCUCUCCAAAGGAAAUUCCAGAGAUGGUCUUUACAUCAUCCAACCGAAGGAGGACCCAUUUGUUGUCUUUUGUAACAUGCAGGAUGGUGGCUGGACAGUAAUCCAACACAUCACAGCCAAUAGUACUGUCGACUUUGAUAGGACCUGGCACGAUUACAAAUAUGGAUUUGGCUCUGUUCAUGACAACCACUGGUUAGGAAAUGAAUACAUGCAUCAGUUAACUAGCAGCUCUGUGCAAUAUAUGCUUGGAGUUAAACUUGUAAACCUAAAUGCUGAAAUCAAAUGGGGACAGUACGAACCAUUCCUUAUUGAAGAUGAAGAGUCUCAAUACCGAAUCAGGGUUGGUCUAUACAAAGGCAACGCCACUGAUGCCCUGACCCUGGACACAGAAGCUUAUCUCCAUGACAACCAGAAGUUCACCACCAAGGACAGAGAUAAUGACAAUUACUUUCAGAAUUGUGCUAAAUUGGAACUUAAUGGCAUUCCUGGGGGAGGCUGGUGGUACGAUGCCUGUGCUGGAGCAAAUCUAAACCGUAGGAAUGCGAUAUACUGGCAAAAGGAUUGCAACAAGCAACAUAGGUGCAAGUUUGCAUGGAUGAUGAUCAAACCCAUUGACCACAGUCUGUCAUAUUCAACCAAGUCCUGCCUGUGUCAGAAAGUUGAAUUGUAGAUCAGACAUGUGUACUUUGAAAGGGGUAUGGAUUCUUUGUCCGGCAACUGAAGUGAACUCACAGUGACUGAAUAAUCACACUAAGCAAUUAUAAUUGAAAAUUGAAUUUAUGUCUUUGCAAUGGAUUUAUGAUGUCAUAUUGUCUAAGACUAGACUGGGACACAGAGCUACUAAUCACGCCACUGUCAGAAACUGAGUCCUCUACCAGAAGAUUUAAAUAAUUUUAUAGCAUUUUUAGCCAUAAGAGGAGUCAGGUAUGAAAACCAGGAUAUGAUGUCUUGUACAAGAUGUACAUGUAUGCAAUUCAGAAGGCUUUGCUCCAGAAUGUUCCUGGUUGGUCUCCUACAAGUGCACAUCUUCACAUGACUUCUUUCCCCCUUCAUUGACUCUUAUUUUUAUCUCUACUUUUUAAUGAUCCCAUGCACAAUGAAGUAUUCAGCAUAGGCUUUUCUGCCUUCUUUUUAGAGCACCCAGAGCUAAUGGGA